Molecule: messenger RNA, 303 nt
Organism: Rodentolepis nana
Lineage: Eukaryota; Metazoa; Platyhelminthes; Cestoda; Cyclophyllidea; Hymenolepididae
Source: the annotation of a GenBank genome assembly
AUGAUAUCUUAUUCUUUUCCCAGAACGGACGUUCAGGAUGCACUCAUCGCUUUCUCCUGGGUGGAUCUUUUUAUUCUGGGACUCUGUCAGAUGUUCGGUCGGAGUCUUAGUAUGACGCAGAUUGAAUUCCAAGAAAUACAGACACAUGAGCUUCCCACAUCGGCUCGACCUGACUUCAAUACAAUAAUCUCUGAUUUCUUUGUCGCUGGUGUUUCUGCAGAAGAAUUCACCUAUCUACGAUAUAUGUCCCUCUUCAAUUCGGGUAUGUUUUCGUUCCUCUAUUUAAGUAUGUUACUUAAAUAA